Molecule: messenger RNA, 360 nt
Organism: Pseudogymnoascus verrucosus
Lineage: Eukaryota; Fungi; Ascomycota; Leotiomycetes; Thelebolales; Thelebolaceae
Exons: 2
Coding region: 1-360 (119 amino acids)
Source: RefSeq, a predicted model, not a curated record
AUGCAUCUAAAGACCUGUGCCCUCUCUGUCGCACUCCUAUCCGGACUCGCCUCAGCAUAUGUUCCGAUCGGAUACGGCCAACAGCUCCAGAACAACGACCAAGCCAACCAUUGGGUCGUCUGGGUGGAGGGAAAAUCAGCAUGCCCAAACAGUCGCACCCUUGGCCUGUUGGUUAAAAGUCCAUGCGGUCAGAAAUUCAAGUAUGAUGGUGUCGAAUACAAAUUGGCGGAUUGUGAUCAGAGCAACGAACCAAAAUCACUUGUUAGCGGCGGCGUAAGUUGGAGCUGCAAACUCGACCACGAUAAGAUCAACUGCCAUAGCGGUACUCACGACAUUGUCAAGCAUGGAUAUUGCAAAUAA